UCAAAACAUGGAGGUGGUAGGAAAUUGAAAUUGAAGCAAUAAUUAUGCAAUUAUGUCGAUUACAGCAAUAAGAGCGUGGUUUUUUUUUAUCGAUGAAAACGAAUGAGAAAUGCUUAUUAAGCCCAGUCAAAUAAUGCACAAUAUUUGUUAAAAGGUUUACUUAAAAUGUAUCCUGCCAAAUUAAUUCUCUGUUUGACAUUUACUGUUCACUUAGUUUUGACAUCAAAAUUAGCUCAUAUUCCAUUAUUUCCUGUCUAUGAUUGGAAUUUUAUUAAUAAUAAUGCUAUAGUAGAUGAAGGAUAUUAUAUCAAUUUAGAUUUUGGAACACCUGAGCAAAGGUUUAAUAUUUUAUUAGAUACUGGAAGUAGUAAUUUAGCAAUUGCAGCCAUUUCAAAUGUGCACUUAGAUAGUUAUUUUCAUUACAACAAAUCUACAACAUUCCAUACAAAUAAUCAAAAGUUGAUUGUUAAUUAUACAGUUGGAAGUUGGCAAGGCUUUCUUGCUACUGAAUUAAUAUCAGUUCCAAGUAAUCCUCCAUUAGUUGUGAAUACGAAUAUAGCUUGCAUAGAAUCAGAAACAAACUUUUUUUCUAAUUCAUCAGUUUGGCAGGGAAUAUUAGGAAUGGCUUAUGCCAAAAUUGCAAAACCUCCAUCUCUUGUGCCUUUUUUUGAUUCAUUAGUGAAGACUAAGGACUUAAAGAAUAUUUUUUCUCUGCAUACAUGUGGUCCUUUUGCAACAAUGGCUGGAUCAAAUGGUGAAUUAGUAUUAGGAGGAAUAGAUGAAAAAUUGUAUUCAGGAAAUAUUGUAUUCACACCUAUUUAUCAAGAAUGGUAUUAUGAAGUUAUAUUGAUGAAUAUGAAAAUUGGCAAUGAUAGUUGGCCUUAUGAAUGUUUUAAGUUAAAUACCAAUCACACUAUAAUAGAUACAGGUUCAUCAAAUUUUGUAGUACCUCAACCUGCUUUUGAUUGGAUUGUUGAAAAAAUUAAACAUAAUACAAUGAUGCUAGAGAUUCCUGAUGAUUUUUGGUACAGAAAAACAGAAGUUUGUUUAUUUGAUGAAGAAGUAGAUCUGUUUCCAGAUUUAAGACUAUAUCUUGCACAAAAAGAAAAGCAAACAUUUUCCCUUGUGAUUACUUCUGAGAUGUAUCUUCAGAAGUCUUCUAAUGAAAGAAAACCUUGCUAUUAUUUCUCCAUUGAGUUAGGAAGUAAAGGAACUGUUAUUGGUGCUGCUGUUCUUAAAGGAUUUUAUAUAGUAUUUGACAGAGAAAAUAAAAGAAUAGGAUUUGCAAAUGGAACUUGUUUGGCAAAAUAUUCAAAAUUUAUUGCAAUGGUAACUGCAUCUGAAGAGACUAGUAAAACAUCUGAAGAUUGCACGUAUUUUCCAAACAAGCAUGGUGCCGAGACAGGAAUAAAGAUUGUUUCGUAUGUUGUUGCCUUUAUCUGCCUAAUAUGUGCUAUUCCUCUUCUCAUAAUGUUAAUGAGGUGGAUUUGGGUGCAUCUGAUUUGCCCAAAAAUAGACUCUUCAGAAAACAGCAGUUUAGUUGAAGGAAGUCAGUGAUGACAUGUCACUUUUGUUAACUUGUUAAGAUAACAUUAAGUUUGAUAUAUAAUUGUAUUCUUGUUGUGAUCAUUUAUAAAAUGAAGGUAAAAAAAAAUUAUAAUAAUUAAAAAUUUUGUUACAAUUAACAAAUUUAUAUACUCAUUAUAGUAAUGAGCACUGAGAGUAUUCUUAACAUGGUGAAAUGUUGGUAUAACAUAUUAAUAGUAGAAUAAUAUUGACAAAAACAUUAUUUUAAUUUAUUAUGUAGCAAAUAUUGUGUUUAAAAUUCUAAUUGAAUUAUUCAUAUCAGUCCAAACAAUAACAACAGAAUUUGAAUAUGACAGAAAAAUAUUUACAUAAUAUAUUAAAUUUACUUUCAGAAGUAGUGUUUCUCAAUAAGUAGUAUGCAUUAUUGAUGUCUACACAGAACUUUUAAGUCUAUAAAAAUUACACACAAACGUAAUUGAUGAAAAUAGCCGUUUUAAGAUAAAUCAUGUUUUUUUUUGUUAUGUUGAGCAAAGAAACUAGUUAAUUGUUAGUUUCUUUACUUCUGAGUAGUGAAAAAGUAAUGAAUAUGAAUUAUUUGUUUGAUAGAGUAAACACUAAUCAUAGGUGGAUUAGUUAGAUCUUUGUAGAUUUUAAUAUAUUCAAUACUUACUUUCCAUUAGGAAAGUAAAUAAAAAUUGCUGAAUAUUGUAAUUGAAUUAAAUGAAAUUUUAAAAAAUUUUUUAUUUGCAUCUUAUUAGGUUUUCUGAUUUUUUCCAAGUUCCAAAUGUUUGCAUAUGAUGAGUAAUUUGAUUCUAUUCAGAAAGACAUUUAUUAAAGACUGUCAAGCGUUUACGUAAUAUUUUCAGUAAUUAAAAAUUUUCAAAUGGAGUUGGUUACUUUUUUAUAUAAAAUUUGGUAUAGAAGAAAAAUUUUUUAAAUAUAAAAGUAUAAAAAUUUCUUCAAGUUAAAAUACUUAGACACA
This is a messenger RNA of Centruroides sculpturatus (bark scorpion), 2509 nucleotides long. RefSeq names its product beta-secretase 1-like. Gene Ontology annotation, cellular component: membrane; trans-Golgi network; endosome. The record is from RefSeq and is a predicted model, not a curated record. The transcript is spliced from 11 exons. Bases 166 to 1557 code for a protein of 463 amino acids. Gene Ontology annotation, molecular function: aspartic-type endopeptidase activity. Lineage: Eukaryota; Metazoa; Arthropoda; Arachnida; Scorpiones; Buthidae. Gene Ontology annotation, biological process: membrane protein ectodomain proteolysis; amyloid-beta metabolic process.